Messenger RNA from Melanotaenia boesemani (Boeseman's rainbowfish), 1998 nucleotides. RefSeq lists its product as uncharacterized. Bases 158 to 1393 code for a protein of 411 amino acids. NCBI's taxonomy places the organism in Eukaryota, Metazoa, Chordata, Actinopteri, Atheriniformes, Melanotaeniidae. The record is from RefSeq and is a predicted model, not a curated record. Gene Ontology annotation, molecular function: protein binding. The transcript is spliced from 10 exons.
GGAUCAGUGCGCAUAGAAGCCGCGCGCUGCUGAAGAAUGGCAGAGCGCUAAAUUAGCCCGAGUUUGGUGAAAAUAUCUCAGAGGGACCGCGCAGUUAUCUGGCGAAAGGAACUUUCUCCUGUUACAAGGGCAUCGGCCUCGCUCUCCAGCUGCCAGCAUGAUGAAAGACUGCCUGCAGUUUCUAAUCGAGCCGGCCAAAAAGCUCAAGAUCAGACUAAAGGAGUCUCGUAAGAAAGUGAAACAUGAGAAGAAGGAGCCCCUGGUGGAAAGUCAGUUGUUUAUUAUGGAGCUUGCCCGAGAGCUUAACAGAAUUUGCCAGAGAUCAAACAUCCUCGAACACAUCUGGACCUGCGAGGACGUCUGGCCAGCCAGUGUAUGUCGUGACUUCAUUGUGGACUGGGCUGCCGUGCUGGAGACAAGAGUACCGCACAAGAUCAUGCCAUCUGAAUACCAGUAUGAGAAGCCAGAGAAGAGGGACUGGAAGGGACACCUUCUUUGCAUGCUGGAGUCGGGGGGCGAGUAUGAUAUGGGCCCCCACAAAAGGGUCAUCAUGGACUGGACGCGGGAGAUUAAAUGCAGGGCUAAGCCCUCCAUGUGGCCAGGAGAGCCUGUGAUCAUGAUGCUGGAUGACCUGGAGUUCCAGUGGAGGAGGGGCCGCCUGCCCAACUUGCUUCCAGCCGUGGAGCUCAUCAUGCUGACCGUGCUGAAUGCCGACAGCCCCAUAAAGGACGACGUGACCAAGCAGUGGCUGGUGAAAAAGCAGAGGAGUCAGAGGAUCGAUGCUGUGCGUUACAUACCACACAGUGUGUGGAACUGGAUUUGUGAUGCGACAGAGGACGUCAUCCUGGACUCAGAAACCGCUAACCCGGACCUGUCCAUCUCCAGCGAUGAGAAACGCAUGCGGUGCGGCCUGGAGCGCCGUGACGUUCAACAGUGCACGCGGCGCUUUGAUGGUUGGUGGUGCGCCGUGGGUCAGGAGGGCUACACGUCCGGACGCCACUACUGGGAGGUGGAGGUGGGCGAGCGGGACUGGCGGCUGGGUCUGGCUAAAGCUUCGGCUGUGAGGCAGGGCUUCCGCUCACUGAACACAGAGACGGGCUACCUGACCCUCCGCCUGGAAAGAGGCAUGGAUCUGAAAGCCCUGACGGUGCCCACGACCCCCUUACCCCAGACCCUGGUGCCCAGGAAAGUUGGUGUUUAUCUGGACUAUGAGCAAGGUCAGCUGUCCUUCUACGACGUGGAGAAGCGUUCACAUUUGUUCACCUAUAAUGAGAAUUUCACAGAGGAACUGUUCCCUGUGUUUGGGACCGUGGAGGUUGUGAAAGACCUGGUGAUCAGGUCUGCAGGUGUCAGAGAGCCGUGCCUCUGCCCCGGACCCUGCCUGUGGAACUGAUCCUGAUCUUCAACAUCCCACAGAGUCUGUGCUGUCUUUCUUGUGAACUGGAUCCUGUGUGUUGGACUCUUGCUGUGCGGUGCCUGAGAGGUCUGGAACAAGAACUACCAUUCUUCUGCAUUACACGUUCUGUUACUCUGCCUUCAUGGAAACACACAGUAUCUGAACAUUUGUAUUUUGGAGAUUAAUAUUUUAUGUGUCUGUGAAAAUAUCAGCCUUGUUUAAGUAAAUUUUUUUUAGGUUUGUUGGGAACUGAGAGAUUAAGGAAAAAAUUAUUGAGAUGUUUUUUUUUUUUAUUUUUAACAAAAGUUUUUCAUCACUUGUUAUAGCUUGAAAGUUGUAGCAUAAAAAACUCUGAAGGAAGUUUGAGCAACGACUUGUGGUCUCAGUGCAGCUACGCUGUGGCUGCGUGUUAGCCAACACUCAGCUGCAGAUAAUCUCAGACUGGGCUGACGCAUGUGAACAGCUAAUCUCUCAAACUCUUGUGUGAUGCUUUGUCUCAAGCUUCCUGCAAACGUGUCGGGCAUGAGCUUGUUUAUGCAGCUGUGCUUUGUUGUGUGUGUGUUUUUUCUCUAAAACAUAAAUAAACUGAAUAUUCUAUUUCA